Molecule: messenger RNA, 1990 nt
Organism: Odontomachus brunneus
Lineage: Eukaryota; Metazoa; Arthropoda; Insecta; Hymenoptera; Formicidae
Product: longitudinals lacking protein, isoforms A/B/D/L-like
Exons: 2
Coding region: 388-666 (92 amino acids)
Source: RefSeq, a predicted model, not a curated record
GAGGGCGGCCCGAGGACACGCACGAGUGUUCGAUCGUAUCGUUUUCCCUCUCUCGCCCUCAGGACUCGGGAAAUACAGAGAGAGAGAGAGAGUGAGGGUGCUGUGCUCGUCGAAGUGAGACGAUGGUGCGAUGAGAAACUCGAAUAGAAUUCCUCGAAUUGAGUUACUCGCGCAGAGAGUGUCGGCUUUCGUCCCGACUCCGCGAUGCAGGGGAUUGAGAAGACGCGAACGACCGUUUUCCUUCAUGCAAGUCGAAGAGGAGAUCCCGGGAGGAUCCGAAAAGUCAGAUGAAUUCAGCAACUUUUGCACGUCGCGCGCCUUCCUCUUUUAACUGUGACGGACGUCUCGAUUUCAGCUGUCUACAUUCGCACCGGCACCUGUUACGGCAUGCUGCCCGUCGGCGGUCACCGGCGUCGUUGCUACACCGACUCGGGCAUGACGAUGAACACCACGACGCGUGGCACCUUCGAGUGCCCCACGUGUGGCAAGAGCUACAAGUGGUACCGCGGACUGCACAGGCAUCUCAAGUACGAGUGCGGCAAGGCGCCGCGCUUCAGGUGCCCGCACUGCGUCUACACCGGCAAGCAUCGCUCGCACGUCUACUCGCACAUCAAGAGCAAUCAUCAGGAUCGGCCGGUCUACGCCAUCGAUAUUCAGCAAGAUUGAACUCGCGAGGUAGCGGUGGACUCGCGAGGCCUGGUUGCUCGCGCGACACCAGACGAGAUUGACGAAUAAACGCGUCGCGCGAGUUCCAUGUAGCCAUGUUGACGUUCCUUCGAGACUGUUAGAUCUGCGUGAACGAGGAUUUCUAUUGUCUAGUACGAUACGCGAGCUACGACUACGUACUUCGAACGUUGAAGGUGUCUCGUUGAGAUUUUAAGCUCUUUCGCUCAGUUAACUGAUGUCUGUGAUCUCUCUGUCCACUGGCGAGCGAAUUGCUGUUAUUUUCUUUUCUCAUACACGAUCAACGUGUUCCUUGCAAUAUUUUGUUUUCGUUAAUAAUCUCUCUGUAUACUGUAUGUUCGUUUCCCGCAGUCAAGUUUUUCAUAUUAAUGUUAGAUUCAGCGGGUUGAUUGUUUUCAGUGAUAAUACGAGCCACACACGCAGAUUUCUGUAUACUACAGCUGCAUUUCGAAAUGUACCAACAGGUUUCUGGAAAUCCAUAGUAUAUGCAACGUCAACUAUAGAUUCUCAGUAUUAUCAGUACGUUUCGGAAUGCAGUCUACAUUAAAUUGCCAACAAUGACUCGAAACAUAAAGUUAUCAUUUGUCAAGUAGUCAAGCAGAUCAUACAUAGGAUACCACAUGCGGAAAUGUUAUAUAUUUUAAACCCGUAUUAAUACUCGUUAUUUGAAACCCCGUAUUAUUACUCGUUAUUUGAAAUUUUUCACACUCAGAGACACUCAAGCUUGAAUUUAGAGCUGGAGAUCUGAAUUUUUCAAUUAAAUUAUGUAAUGUAUACUUAUGACAUUAUAUAUUCAACUGAAAAACUCACAUUUAACCUUAAAUUCAAGUCUGAGUAUAUCAUUUGAGAUAAAUUCCAAAUAAUGACUAUUAAUAGGAGCAUUGAAACGCCCGUUUCUACAAUCAGUUACACAGCAAUUGGUAAGCAUAUCUUUUGUAUCUCUCAUCAACGUUACGUCAGUCUUUUACGUUGAGUACAGCCACAUGUAGCAACGUUCCACAUGGCAAAAUUCCACAACACUAAUACUUUUGUCCACCCGACAUAUCUCUCAUCGUCAUAUCUUCCAUUGCACAUCAUAUUUUACCUCAUCUUGUUGGCAUAGUACAAUAUGUUAUGUAGAAGUCUGCGAUCACAUUUGACUCUACGUUAUGUACAACGUUGUUUUGUUCGUCCCUUAUUGGAUCACCAUUUUUCGUCUUAUUUAUUAUUGUAUAUAAAUAAAUACUACACAUAUUUAUUGUUUUUGGUCGAUCUAAUAAGCAAAUUGUUUAUUAAACUGUUUAUUAAACUUUCUACUCGCUACGAA